Messenger RNA from Apodemus sylvaticus (European woodmouse), 11042 nucleotides. RefSeq names its product pseudopodium enriched atypical kinase 1 (gene Peak1). The transcript is spliced from 7 exons. The record is from RefSeq and is a predicted model, not a curated record. Gene Ontology annotation, biological process: protein phosphorylation. NCBI's taxonomy places the organism in Eukaryota, Metazoa, Chordata, Mammalia, Rodentia, Muridae. Gene Ontology annotation, cellular component: focal adhesion; actin cytoskeleton. Bases 528 to 5729 code for a protein of 1733 amino acids. Gene Ontology annotation, molecular function: protein kinase activity; ATP binding.
CGGGGUUGGGAGGAGCAAGCGGACUGGUGGGCUGGGCGGACUGAGAGCGGCCGGGAGCGCGCCGUGGACUCCGCGGCCGCGAGUAGUUAGUUAGUUGUGUCAGUUGCUCGGUGGAGGCGGCCGCGAUCACCAGAAAGGGGACGGGACAGGAGGCAAUGCUGAAUAUCGCAACGGCGUGCGCUCUCCUCAGGUGUCUGUCCAACUCAGGACUUAUGCUCUAGAUGUUUCUUGGUGGUUUGCCUAGAAAACAGCAGUAAACAUUGAUACCUUCAGAAUACAGCAAUGAGAGGCAAGGAAGAAAGGACAGUCAGCUUGAGAAGACUGGAGUCACUUGGAAACUGUAAAGGAAUGUAGCACUUGCUGCCAAACUGCCUUGCUCACCCGAGAAGGAAGUGCUUCAGUAUUCAAUGAUCGAUUGUACUUAGAGGAGCUGCUAUGACAACAUAAGGAGGUGAAAACUCACAGAUGCAAAUGCACUUGCUAUGCACUGAAGGAAAAGCAUUGUCUGCGAAGUCCUAUUUUUAAAAAUGUCUGCUUGUAACACCUUUACUGAACACGUUUGGAAACCUGGUGAAUGCAAGAAUUGCUUUAAACCUAAAAGCUUGCACCAGCUUCCUCCAGACUCUGAGAAGACACCCAUCACCCACAGCAGUGUGAAAACUAAUGCCAAUCAUAGUAACAACCACCGUGUCAGGAACACCGGCAACUUCCGGCCCCCUGUGGCUAAAAAGCCCACCAUCGCUGUGAAGCCCACUAUGAUGGUGGCAGAUGGGCAAAGUGUGUGUGGUGAGCUAAGCGUCCAGGAACACUGUGAGAACAAGCCUGUCAUCCUGGGGUGGAACCAAAACAAGACUUCUCUGAGCCAGAAACCACUUAACAACAAUUCUGAAGGUGAUACUGAAGGCUUUGGCAGCGUUCCGCAGCAGUGUGCCAAUAGUGACAGCGCAAAAAAGAUAUCCAAUAACAACAACGGGCUAACUGAAGUGCUAAAGGAGAUAGCAGGACUGGAUGCCACCCCUCCAAUAAAAGGAAAUGAAACAAACUCCAGAGAAACAUUCUUGGGAAGGAUAAAUGAUUGCUACAAACGAUCGUUGGAAAGAAAGAUCCCACCUAGUUGCAUGACAGGGAGCAUGAAGGACGCCCAGGGCAAACAUGUCCUCCUAAGUGGGAGCACUGAGGUCAUCAGUCAUGAAGGGGGCAGGUUCUGCUACCCUGAGUUCUCCAGCGGCGAGGAGAGUGAGGAAGAUGUGCUUUUCAGUACCAUGGAGGAGGAGCACGAGAGCUGGGACGAGAGCGACGAGGAGCUGUUAGCCAUGGAGAUUCGCAUGAGAGGGCAGCCUCGCUUUGCCAACUUCAGGGCAAACACCCUGUCUCCCGUUCGAUUCUUUGUGAGCAAAAAGUGGAAUACUAUCCCCUUACGGAAUAAGUCCCUGCAGAGAAUCUGUGCUGUAGACUAUGAUGACAGCUAUGAUGAAAUCCUGAAUGGUUACGAGGAAAAUUCUGGGGUCUCCUAUGGUCAAGGAAGCAUUCAGAGUACAGUAUCAUCCGACUGCACAUCACCAGAUUCCUCCUUUACAGAAGAGUCACGUUCUGAAACAGCCAGCAGUUUAUCCCAGAAGAUUUGUAAUGGGGGGAUGUCUCUUGGUAACCCAGGAAAUUCUAAGGACAUAGCAGAAACUGAAUCUAAUUUUGAAAGUCCUCCUGGUAACAGCGAGGAGAAGGACUCAUCACUUACUUCCAAAAGCUCAGUGAAAGUUCCAGAGACGCACAAAGCUGUGCUCGCACUCCGCUUACAGGAGAAGGAUGGUAAGAUUGCAGUACAAACUGAGAUGCCAGAGAGCAAAGCUUCUACAGAUAUCACUGGCCAGGCAGUCACCAUAAGCCUCGUCCCAGUAGAAGAACAGACAAAGCCCUACCGCGUGGUAAAUCUGGAGCAGCCGCUGUGUAAGCCAUAUACAGUUGUGGAUGUGUCGGCAGCCAUGGCCAGCGAGCACUUGGGGCGCCCCAAGAUAAAAGGUUCAUCUUCUACUCCAAACUCUCCAGUUACAUCACCUGCAUUGACACCAGGACAAAUAAAUGCCCAUCUCAAAAAAUCCAGUGCAAUUCGAUACCAGGAAGUGUGGACUUCCAGCACCAGUCCACGACAAAAGAUCCCUAAAAUAGAAUUAAGUACUGGGGGACCUGGGCCAAAUGUUCCUCCAAGGAAAAACUGCCAUAAAUCGGCACCCACUUCACCCACGGCUACAAACAUCUCCUCUAAAACCAUCCCUGUUAAGUCACCUAAUUUGUCUGAAAUAAAAUUUAAUAGUUACAACAAUGCCGGGAUGCCACCUUUUCCCAUUAUCAUCCAUGAUGAGCCAUCCUAUGCCCGGAGUUCCAAAAACGCCAUUAAAGUUCCCAUUGUUAUUAAUCCAAAUGCGUAUGACAAUCUCGCCAUCUACAAAAGUUUUCUGGGAACAAGUGGAGAACUCUCUGUAAAGGAAAAAACUGCAAGUGUAAUAAGUCAUACUUAUGAAGAAAUAGAAUCUGAAAGCAAAGGGUCUGAUAGCACCACCAGCAAGCUCACAGACUGUCCCCAAGCUAAAGGGUUUUCCAACAGCACAGAGCGUAAAAGAGGCUCAGUAGCACAGAAGGUGCAGGAGUUUAACAAUUGUCUCAACAGAGGUCAGUCUUCUCCACAAAGAAGCUACAGUUCCACCCACAGCUCCCCAGCAAAAAUCCAGAGACCCACUCAAGAGCAUGUGGGCAAAAUAGAAGGGGCACAAGGGUCUCAGGUACCAGGUGGCAGCAGCAGCACCAGGGAGAAAGCAAGCGCUGUCCUAUGUCAGAUUGUGGCAUCUAUCCAACCCCCCCAGACUCCUCCAGAAGCACCUCAAUCUAGCCCUAAGGCUUGCAAUGUGGAAGAGCUUUAUGCCGUUCCUCCAGAUGCAGAUACUUCAAAAAGUAUUCCUAAAAACCCACCAGUCAGACCCAAAUCUCUCUUUACAUCUCAGUCUAGUGGGGAAGGUGAGGCCCAUCAGACCACAGAAAGCCCUACUACCAAAACUCAGAAAGAUCCAUCCACAAAGCCAGUGACUUCUCCUCCCCCCAAAUUGGUGACAAGUGCCCAGAGUGAGCCCCCGCCUCCCUUUCCCCCACCACGGUCUACUUCCUCCCCUUACCAUGCAAGUAACCUGUUGCAGAGGCAUUUUACCAAUUGGACGAAGCCAACCAGUCCCACCAGAUCAACAGAAGCUGAAUCAGUUUUGCAUUCUGAAGGCAGCAGGCGAGCCGCUGAUGCAAAACCUAAACGCUGGAUAUCAUUUAAAAGCUUCUUCCGCCGCCGAAAAACAGAUGAGGAAGAAGAGAAGGAGAAAGAGCGAGAGAAAGGGAAGCUGGUGGGCCUGGACGGGACAGUCAUCCACAUGCUGCCGCCCCCUCCAGUACAGCGCCAUCACUGGUUCACAGAGGCAAAAGGAGAGUCCAGUGAGAAACCUUCCAUAGUCUUCAUGUACAGGUGUGACCCUGAUCAAGGCCACCUCAGUGUGGAUCAAGGCAAGGCUGGGACAGAGAAAGGAGGAACCCAGGAGGUCUUACUGCGGAAGUCAGAAGAGAAGAAAAGUAGUCAUCCUCCAUCUCAGGUUCCUGACAAAGCUUGCAGUCGUGUGACCCAUGAAGUGGCAGAGGAACUUUCUCCUCGGGAUCCAAGAACUGCUGUGAAGCAAGAUGGCACUUCAGUCACACCAACACUGCCUCCACCUGACCUGGAAAGGGAAGAAGAAAAAGGUGAUACUUCGGAUCCUACCGACAUGAGUCCCUGCAGCGCAACCUACAGCAACUUAGGACAAUCUAGAGCAGCUAUGAUACCUCCCAAGCACCCACGGCAUCCCAAGGGAGCAUUGGAUGAUGCCAUUGCCUUUGGAGAGAAGACAGACCAAGAAGUAUUGAAUGCUUCCCAACCCACACCACCCCCACUGCCAAAGAAAAUGAUACGAGCCAAUACAGAGCCAAUCUCCAAAGACCUUCAGAAAUCCAUGGAAAGUAGUCUUUGCGUCAUGGCUAAUCCCACCUAUGAUAUUGAUCCCAACUGGGAUGCCAGCAGUGCUGGGUCUUCUAUUAGCUAUGAACUCAAGGGACUGGACGUUGAGUCUUAUGAAUCUUUGGAGAGACCGUUGCAUAAGGAGAGACCUGUUCCUUCAGCAGCAAACAGUGUCUCCAGCUUAACCACUCUCAGUGUUAAGGACAGAUUUUCCAACAGUAUGGAAUCACUCUCUAGCCGACGUGGUCUCUCCUGUAGACAGACUCGAAGCAUCCAGAAGCCACAGAGACAAGCACUUUAUCGAGGACUUGACAAUCGGGAGGAAGUGGUAGGUAAGCUCCGAAGCCUUCAUACAGAUGCCUUGAAGAGACUGGCAGUUAAAUGUGAAGACCUCUUCAUGGCUGGGCAGAAAGACCAGCUCCGCUUCGGAGUGGACAGCUGGUCAGACUUCAGGCUAACCAGCGACAAGCCGUGCUGCGAAGCUGGAGAUGCUGUUUACUACACUGCCUCGUAUGCAAAAGAUCCACUCAGUAACUAUGCAGUCAAGAUCUGUAAGAGCAAAGCUAAGGAGUCUCAGCAGUAUUACCACAGCCUGGCUGUCCGGCAGAGUCUGCCUGUACAUUUUAACAUCCAGCAGGAUUGUGGCCACUUCCUUGCUGAAGUCCCUAACCGUCUGCUACCCUGGGAGGAUCCUGAUGCUCCUGAAAAGGCAGAGGAUGGCCCUGAAGACAGCGAGGAAGAGGUGAAAACAGAGCCUGCGGGGGGAAAUCCUGAACCCUGCUCUGAAACAGAGGCAUCCCAGAAUGAGAGCCAACGAGUCACAAACAGGAAGCAACGAAGCCAUGUUGUGGUCAUCACCAGGGAGGUUCCCCAUCUCACUGUGGCCGACUUCGUGCGAGAUUCUUUGGCCCAUCAUGGGAGCAGCCCUGACUUAUAUGAGAGGCAAGUGUGUCUGCUGCUCCUACAGCUGUGCUCUGGUCUGGAGCACCUCAAGCCCUACCACGUCACUCACUGCGAUCUUCGUCUGGAGAACUUGCUGCUUGUUCAGCACCAACCUGGGGGAGCUGCCCAGGGCCCUUCACCUGCAGACCCCUGUCCCACCUCAGCCUGUCCCACAAGGCUCAUUGUAAGUAACUUCUCUCAGGCCAAGCAGAAGAGCCAUCUGGUGGACCCCCAGAUCCUCCGAGACCAGUCCCGCCUUGCCCCAGAGAUCAUCACGGCCACCCAGUAUAAGAAGUGUGAUGAAUUCCAGACAGGCAUCCUCAUCUACGAGAUGCUGCACCUGCCCAACCCUUUUGAUGAGAACCCCGAGCUCAAGGAGAAGGAGUACACACGCACAGAUCUGCCUCGGAUCCCUCUCCGCUCCCCGUACUCUUGGGGUCUACAGCAGCUUGCUAGCUGCCUGCUGAACCCCAACCCUUCUGAGCGCAUCCUCAUUUCUGACGCCAAAGGCAUCCUCCAGUGUCUGCUCUGGGGCCCCCGAGAAGAUCUCUUCCAAAUCUUCACCGCCUCCACAACCCUUGUACAGAAGAACGCUCUACUCCAAAACUGGUUGGACAUCAAGCGAACCCUGCUGAUGAUCAAGUUUGCCGAGAAGUCCCUGGACAGAGAUGGGGGCAUCAGCCUUGAGGACUGGCUUUGUGCUCAAUAUCUGGCCUUUGCCACCACAGACUCCCUGAGCUAUAUUGUAAAAAUCCUGCAAUACCGUUAAUAUGGCCCGGGCGUUGCUUUUACUGUUAACAAUCUCCACCUUCCUCAUGUUAUCCUCCUGCCCCUGUCCUGUAUUCACUCAGAAUUCAAGGAAAAGAAAGAAGGCAACUGCUGCCCCUGUCCAGGAACAUGGGCUCCAUUCAGCAAGGUCACCUACAGCUUCCCACAGAGUGAGUGGCUGAGUCUUUCUUUACUGUAUAGCAAUUCAACUGCACAAACAUGCAGUCACCUUCCCUUGGAAUAUUUGUCAUCCCAAUAGUCUCACAAAUGCAGGGUAAAAAAUGAAAGUGCACAUCCAGGAAGGCCCAGCUCCCGUGGAAUGAUCUCAGCAAGCUGUGUCCCGCUCUUCUGAAGUUCGCCUGCGCUAACUAGCUAACAGUACACAUGUCACCAGCCUCAGCUGUCACCCACUCAUGCUCUCGCAGCAGACUCCUCUGCCUUUAAGGUAUCAGUACCUGCCUCUUUCCCAGGAGGACAUGCCGUAUCCUUCUCGCACAGUUGUAGUCACUGGGGACCAGCCUUUGUUCUGGCAUACAGUGAAAGGAGGAGAGAGAUUCCCAUCCGCCGGAUCAUGGGUCCGUUUCCAUUUUUGUUCUCAGCAAAGGUCGGACACUGCACAGAGAGCCACCCGGCAGCCACAACCCUGCUGCCACUGCUUCACUGUCCUCCCUGUCCCACCUGCUGAAGUUCGGGUUUACCAUCCACUUCCUGUGGCCCAUUACAAAGCUGACCAAAGGUGGUGUCGCCGAUGCCUCGGCAGGAUCAAAUACAGUCCAGAGAUUAUGAAUAGUUGGCAGGAUAUGAAGAAAUAAUGUCCUUAUGUGUGCAAUUCUCCAGGGGCCCUCAGGGAACAGACUUCAAAUACUGUUCUUUGAUUACUGUCAGACCUAUCAGCAUGGCAGCCAGGACUGGUGGUGCCUGAAUCAGAGUUUCUUCCCCCACAAGCAGUAAUUGGCCAGCUUCCUUCCAUCAGUAACCAGUAUUAACUAAUCUGCCGAAUGCUGCCGGCAACAGUUCUGAAUGAGAUGGUUAUCUGUUUAGCAUUACCAUCACCUUAGAAAGUGACUGGCUAUUAUUGGAAUGGCCGGAAGGCAAGGGAAACGGGAAAGGCCACGAAGAUGGCUGACCUGUACAUUGGAGUGGCAGCCUCUUCCAGAAAGACUGCCUCCCAGAGUGAGUGGCACACUGCUCCUAAGACUGCAGUGGGUCUGGAGUUCGGCUCACAGGAAGGCUGAUGGCUGCAGUGGAUGACUGAGAGUUGUUCCCCUGUGGAGCCCAUGCUCUCCCGUGAAUUAUGUGCAAUUUUUGUAUGUAUUUUUAAGCUGUAUAUUACAGUGUUUAUGUUGCGACUUUGCCUGAGUGAGAACUGCAGAAACCUUCCUGACUUCCCUUGGCACAUAUCUGUGCUGAGGCGAGUGUCCUCUCCACCUGUGUGUGUACGCUCAUGCGCUUGUUUUAUUCAAAACUGUGAGUCUCUGUUUACUUCAGCCUUGAAAUCCCAAGAGUCACUUGAAUGGUAAGUGUGUAUGUGUGUAUGUGUGUGUAACCAUGUUGCAUGCACAUGCUGGAGAUAGGCCUCUGGGGAAGCAACCUGUGGUGGGGUGGACAGAACUGUUCUGGGUACCUUGAUGGUGAGGAAACCCAGAAAGCCCUCAUCCACCAGCGUGGAGUUGUCUUACAGCCAAGACUGAUUGUGCAGUAUUAUUUGGGUGGCACCUUAGUGGCCUUGGAAACUUCUAGACUUUUAACAUUUUUAACAGCCUUUCACGUGAUUCCCCUUUAUCAAAGAGGAUCAAAAAAGGAGAAUGUAUUUUAUUAUGCAUUUUAAAAGAGAACAAUAUGUAUGAGGCUGCAUCUGGAGGAUGGCUUUGUGUUCCUGGCUAUUGCUCCAGACCCCCAGGAAGGAGGACUCGUGGCCCACAGGGUCUGUGGCUCCUACACAGGAUGACCAUGGAAUGGGCAGCCAUGACUCAUGGCUGCACCAUGCCCAGCAGGCUAGGGUUUGAGUCAUCUUACAUAGCCCAUGUAUGUGCACAUAACUCCCUGCCUAAUUAUGCACUGAACUGGCAGCGUAAAGCCCACUGACCAUGUCAGCUGGCACAGGCCUUCACUUCCCACAGUGCUUGCAGAUUGAGACAUCCUUCUCCAUGCCACGCUCAUGGUGCCUUGCCCACGUAAAUCUGAAUGUUGACUAUUUAAUGAGAUUACAUAUUUAAUGCAGAAUGUUCCCUAGGCUCCUUUGUUUGUUCUGUCUGUAGAAAUCUCUUUUUUUCUGUUAUCUUAGAUUCAACCUUCUUUGACUAGAAAAAGCGUGCACUCUGCCACUACCAGUGUCCCCCUACAUUGGUAAACCAAGCAUCUUCCCUCCACAGGACUCUCACCCUUCUUAUGGCCACACUAGUGAAGGACAAAGAUGAAAGCCAGCUGACAGGAAAGGAGCCUCCGGCUUUCUACAGACAGGAGUUAAUUCUCUCUGGGAGUGUGGCCUCAAAAUGGGGCCAGGGAAGAAGGUGUCCAGGUCAGGUCAGAGCAGAGACAAGAGCUACAUUUCUAGGCAAGAAGUCCAUCAGGUGGUCCUCUGUGCAUUUCUCCAAAUAAUGAAAUUCUGUCCAUAUAACAUUAUCAUAGAUACUGUACAUUUCCAUUUAGAUUCAUUCACUAACUGGAAAGAAAUCCUCCCCUCUGCAGCCACAUACACACAUUUUAUAUAUAUACAUAUAUUAUGAGUUUUGGAGUGUUACUAGUAUAGCACUUGAAGUUUUCACAAGUAACAUCUGUAUUGACUGGAUUUUUUUUUCUUUUCUAUUAAAGUCUAUGCCAUAGAUUCUUCCAUUUCUAUUGAGAGUUGGAACAACUAAGCCCCACUGGAACUUUUCCUUAAGCCUCAUGAACAGUCUCUCGGCACAUGUAGGUGCUAGAGAAACAGGACUGUGGCUAGAGCAGGCAAGAGCAAGAAUCAAUGUCCCUCAGAGUGCCUUGUUAGCAUAGUAACCGAGCCAUGGAGAGAAGAGCCUCCUGGGCCUCAGAGAGCUCUCCGGGAAUGCAUGUAACCACACAGUGUGCCAAAGUUCACUGUGAAGGGCAGCGUGGAUGAGCAAAUGAACAGUCAGAACAGAUGUGGGGAAGCUGUAAAGGUCAUGAACAUCGCCAACCCCAAGGCCAAGUUAGAGAAGGCAGGCCAAUAGCAGUGGGCCUCGGGACUGUUCUCAGGAGGUGGGCUGGAUAAGAUCCAGGGGGAGUGAGGGCCCCACCGCUGCCACUGAGGGCCAAGAAGAAAGUCCCUCAAGAACUGGUCAGCUCAGCCUGCCUUCAUCAGGCCAGAGGAGCCAGUUCUGUUCCUGAGCUCAGGGUGUUCAUGAAGAUGGGAGUCUAAAGCUCUGGGAAGACAUGCUUCCAGGAGGAAAGCCUCUGCCAUCACCAGAUCCCCAGGCACAAUCCUGAAGCCCACUCAGCAGUAGGUCAUGCAAGCUUUCCAAGUUUGAUGUAUCCAGUAUUGGAAAAUCAGCAGAUAUCAGCUGGUAACCUGCAGUGAGAAUGUCCUGUAGCCUUUACCUAGAGGCAUCUGAAAAGAUACAGGCUAGUCUCAAAAUUUGGGAUGGAUUUAGGAGGCUUCAUUAUAGUCUUAAGUAAUCCUGGGUAUAGAUAAAGCAUGUACAAAACAGGACGAGAACUCACUCUGGGCCAGCUCUGGCACGCUUGUCACUCCUCUCACUGGUGGGUAAGGAUUGGGAUUCUGGUCCAGCCUAGUAACUGAACAGAAUGGCUGCCCAUAAAACUGGGUUAUUAGAUUUACCUCAUUGAAGCUCAUUUUCUCAGAGGCCCAAAGUGCUGCGCUGCUGAAGUGUGCACUGAAGUCCAUCUAUCUGCUCACACUCACAGUGGUGCACAGGUGGGGACGCCAUGGACCAAGAUCAGUGCCCCAAGGGAAGUCAGAAGAGCCAUAAUACAAGAUCCUAGACAGGUUAUACCAAAGAAACCAAGCCUUCCUCAUCCUGACACUUCUUAGAUGAUGGGGUAAGCUAUGCCAGAGGAAGGGGUUUUGCAAACAUUCCAUGUUCAAGGGAUUUAACUGGUAAGUCCAUCCCCAAACCAAGAAAAAAAUAAAAUAAAAAGCUCUCUGUUAGUUUCAAGCGGGCCGUUUGUACAUCAGAAGAAAAGGUGAAGGGAGUGGCAGCAGCAGAGCAGACAGCAGAGUCCUCUGAUAUCUAAGAAGAACUUUCCAGCCCACUCGCACUCUCACCAUGCCUGCCUAUCUCCCAGACCUUAAGCAUGGGAGCACAUCUGUAAUAUCGAAGCUUGGGUUUGCAGUGAUUUUUUUUUCUUAAAAAGAGGUGCUGUCAAAAGAUUUGUUUAAUGAACUCUUGGGACAUUUCUUAAGCCACUGUACCGUUUUAUGAACUUUCCCACAAAGGUGACUCUCACUCAGCAUCACCAUCAUGUAAUGUGUAAGUACCCAGAAUGUCCAAGGUGCUAUACAGCUGUUACACACCUACCCCUGCAGCUGUUUUAAAUUGGAGACUUCUGCAUCGCUGCCACUGGACAUUUUGCCCAUGUAGAUGAGCCACAGGGGUCUGCAUCCUGAGUACCCUUUAUACAUUCCCCCUUCAGGAGCCUCUAUGUCUGUCCCUGUCCCUGCUUCCAAUCCCAUCCCACCCACCCCAUGGUUUUUUUAAAAAUCAAGAAAGUUUCAGGGAAUCAAAAGAGGUUGGAAUUUUUUUUAACCCAGCAGAAUCGCAGAGUUAUAUAUUUUGCUAUGAAUAUUGUUGUGGUACAGAAAAAUCUACUUUGCCUGUUGGUUUGUGGCGAGUAUGUGUGUCUGCACUCUUGGUAACGUGAAUGUUGAGCCAGCCCUAUGGCUUCAGUGUAGUGUUGUUGGAAGAUUAAACCACGCAGCUUCAGGAAACCUACUCAAGUCCUCCCGUCCUCGUUGCCCGUCCCCUUCUAGUUCUCGAGAGCAUUGUGUGUAGACACACUGGGCUGGGUUGUCUCUUCAUGACACAGGGCAUUUUGUUGGGAGGUGGAGGCAGAAGCAAGAUGUCACCUGUCUCAGUGAAUUGAAUCAUGACAGUCCUUAUUCUAAUAUCUCUAAUUAUCCAUGGCACUGCCCACAUUCUGCUUCGGAAAAUCUUGUUUCUCAUCCUUCAGUGCUUUACCCAUCUCCUUUCAUAUUUUACAAUUGUAUGAAUCAAUAACAGGUCCCUAUGUCACCAGUGGCGCCUCCCUUUGGUUUGCUGUGGUACUUUGCUGUGUACUCUGGCCUCACGUUACUGUGUAAAUAAAUUCUGUUUAAUAUACACUAAAAACCAGACUUGAA